Messenger RNA from Cryptomeria japonica (Japanese cedar), 2353 nucleotides. RefSeq names its product pentatricopeptide repeat-containing protein At5g18390, mitochondrial. Bases 361 to 1779 code for a protein of 472 amino acids. Gene Ontology annotation, biological process: RNA splicing. NCBI's taxonomy places the organism in Eukaryota, Viridiplantae, Streptophyta, Pinopsida, Cupressales, Cupressaceae. The record is from RefSeq and is a predicted model, not a curated record. Gene Ontology annotation, molecular function: protein binding. The transcript is spliced from 2 exons.
AAUCUAUCCAUUCCCUCUACAAUAUGAUGACAAAUCACCCCAACUUCUCAACAAAAUCCUCACUGAAAACGUUAACUAAUAGUCAAAAAUUUACUAUACUUCUCCCUAACAUCGUAGAAGACAUCGCACUCUAAAAUGAAAUGAAGUGUUUUUCUACUUUCCCGAAUGUCCAAAACAUAUAGUAGUUCUUAAUUGCCAAUAACACUGCCUGAUCGAUGGAUGAUAGCUGAGGUGACAACUCGAAAGCUUACUUUCAGGGGUAGAAGUGAACUGAAAGCCGAGGAUGACUUCUCUGUUUUCAAGCUAAAAGAAAAACACAAACAAAUACCAAUCAUAUGAUACAUCCAGCUGAAAUUUUCUAUGAAAGCCUCGAAGUUCUUGAUCACCAUUCUGAAUCGUCCUCCGUUUCUUUUAUCUCAACUAGCCUUGUCAAACAAGAGAUUGGUAAACACCAGAAUCACUUUUUCUUCAUCGGAAGAGGAAAGCGAUGGUAAUGGGCGAGAAAAGAUACCGUUGGAAGCCUCGGCCUCGGCUUACCGCGCAGCCAUAUAUCACAUCUGUACCAUCGUUCGGUCGGACUCCGUGUACAUGGAACGUUCUCUCCAAAACCUCAAUUUGAAGCUCACAUCUGAACUCGUAUGGCGCGUCCUCAAAGAUUGCGCUGCCCACGGAAAAGAAGCCUAUCGCUUCUUCAACUGGGCGCGGCACCAGACCUCCUAUGAUCCCACUACUAUAGAAUUCGAGGAAAUGAUUCAAAUUCUCGGCCGCACCGAGAAUUGGGAUCCAAUGUGGAAAACCCUAAACGAAAUGCGGCGUGGGGGCUAUGCUCUGACGGAUAAAACCUUUGCGCUAAUGAUUGAAAGCUAUGGAAAAGCGCGCCUUGUAAACCGCGCGGUCGAGGUGUUUAACCGCAUGAAAAGUACCUUCAAUCGCCCGCAGACGACGCCGGUUUAUAACGCUCUUCUCCGUGCUCUUUGUGAGGCUCGGAAUCAUCAGGGAGGCUAUGCUUUAAUUCGCAGAAUGAUCCGCAAGGGUUCAAAGCCAGAUACUGAAACUUACAGUAUUUUAGUGAAUUCGUGGUGUCGUGAAGGCAAAUUGCAGGAAGCACAGGAGUUCCUAGAAGAAAUGAGUAUCAUGGGACAUAAUCCUACUGCAGCCAGCCGUGAUCUUUUAGUUAAUGGCCUGUUAACAGCUGGGAAUCUGGACAUGGCCAAGGAGUUUGUGAGAAAAAUGACAGAUGACGGUUUUGUGCCAAAUUUGCAGACUUUUAAUACAUUCUUGGAAUCUUUAUCCAAUGCUGGGGAAAUAGACCUUUGUGUUCAUCUGAUGAGUGUUUCUGCGAAAUUAGGGCUAUGUCCAGACUCCAAUACCUAUAGGAUCAUGAUAAGGGGGACAUCUAGGGCUGGAAAUAUUGCUGAGGCUUUCAGGAUUUUGCACAGCUCAAUGGAAGAUGGCCACAAGCCAUUUCCUGGCCUUUAUGCUCCAAUUAUUAAGGCAUUGUGUAAGAAAGGGCAGUUUGCAGAAGCAUAUAGUUUGUUUAGUGAUAUGAAGAAGAAAGGGCAUCCUCCAAACAAGCCUAUUUAUAUUAUGCUUAUACGGUUACAUUGCCGGGCUGGCAGGUAUCUGGAAGCUGCAAAUUUUCUGGUUGAGAUGACUGAGCUCAAUUUUGUUCCAAGACCUCAGAACUUUGAUAUGGUUACCAAGGGUUUGAAGACUAUAGGCAAGUAUGAUCUGGCUGAAAAAAUAGACCUCUUAGAGUUAUCAGUCUAUGGAAUGUGAUGAUCACACAGAGUAACUGUAGUGGUUUUUUGUAGUGAGGUGACAUGUUUUUGCUCUAUACUGGAAAUUUUAUUCACAGCUGAGCUUCAAACUUGCUAACAAGAGCAAAAGCAUUUAGCGGUAGCUUGGUCUGCCUGAAUCAAAAAAAAAAUUGAUGAAUACUUUGGAGGCUGCAAAUUGGAUAGCUCGGCAAUGUGCAGCAUUAUAUGACUUGUGCUGCAAGAAUUGCAAUGCCCCCGAUUCAAAUUGGCUAGGCGGUGAGAAACUCUCUGAUGCAUAUUGUUACUGUUCUGAUGCAGUGCUUGCAGCAGUGUCUCUGUGCUUUCACUUGGUAAUUAAAAAUUGAGUCACUGCUGCCAAUCUACUUGCUUGUUCUGUCUACGCUUCUCUUCUUGUCACUGCACUAUUACUGUAUUAGUGAUAUUUGUGGUUGAUUCUGUUGUUUUGAGCCACAAUACGGCUGUUAUUUUCUGUUGUACCAAUUAUAGCAACACUUUGGGGGCAUGGAGUUAACUAUUUGGUAAAUGAGUGUGUUUUAUGUUUUUCCUACUUAAAGAAUAGAAUUUUUUGAACA